This is a messenger RNA of Alligator mississippiensis (American alligator), 1297 nucleotides long. It is a transcript of the gene SFRP5, whose product is annotated as secreted frizzled related protein 5. The transcript is spliced from 3 exons. Gene Ontology annotation, biological process: canonical Wnt signaling pathway; non-canonical Wnt signaling pathway; negative regulation of canonical Wnt signaling pathway. Bases 1 to 903 code for a protein of 300 amino acids. NCBI's taxonomy places the organism in Eukaryota, Metazoa, Chordata, Crocodylia, Alligatoridae. The record is from RefSeq and is a predicted model, not a curated record. Gene Ontology annotation, molecular function: Wnt-protein binding.
AUGGGGGGCGGCCCGGGGCUGCUGGCCCUGGCACUGGUGGUGAGCGGGGCGGUGGGCGCGGGGCCCAGCUACGAGGCCUACGGGCGGUUCUCGGCCAAGGCGCCGCAGUGCGUGGACAUCCCGGGCGACCUGCAGCUGUGCCACGACGUGGGCUACAAGCGCAUGCGGCUGCCCAACCUGCUGGAGCACGACUCGCUGGCCGAGGUGAAGCAGCAGGCGGGCAGCUGGGUGCCGCUGCUGGCCAAGCGCUGCCACUCGGACACGCAGCUCUUCCUCUGCGCCCUCUUCGCACCCGUCUGCCUGGAGCGGCCGGUCUACCCCUGCCGCUCGCUCUGCGAGGUCGUGCGUGACGCCUGCGCCCCCGUCAUGGAGUCCUACGGCUUCCCCUGGCCCGACAUGCUGCACUGCGCCCAGUUCCCCCCCGACCACGGCCUCUGCAUCGCCGUGCAGUUCGGCCACAGCCAGGUCACCGCACCCCCAGUGCCCCGGCUGUGCCCGCAGUGCGAGGUGGAGCACAAGGCAGAUGGCAUGAUGGAGCAGAUGUGCUCCAGCGACUUCGUGGUGAAGCUGCGCAUCAAGGAGGUGGUGCAGGAGGGCGCAGAGCGGCGGCUGGUGGCGGCACCAAAGAAGAAAGUGCUGAAGCUGGGCCCGCUGCAGCGCAAGGACACGCGGCGCAUGGUGCUGCACAUGCGCAACGCGGGCGCCUGCCCCUGCCCCCAACUCGACCACCUGGGCGGCAGCUUCCUGGUGCUGGGCCGCAAGGCGGGCGGGCGCCUGCUGCUGCUCGCCAUCUACCGCUGGCAGAAGCGCGACCCUGAGGUCAAGUUCGCCGUCAAGUUCAUGUUCUCCUACCCCUGCCCUCUCUACCACCCGCUGCUGCUGCACAGCGCCCAGCACCGCUGACCCCCCGCCCCAUGCCACCUGCCUGCCCUGGGCCUGCGCCCCCCUCUCCAAGCCCCGACUCCCGGAGUCCUGCGAGCACCGUGGGUUGUGGCCCCAUCCCUGCCAGCCCCCCCGUUGCAGGCUCCAGCCCCUCCCUGCCCCACAGCGCACCCAUGGGGCCAGGCCAGAGCUGGCUCUCAGCCCCCCACGGCCCCCUGGCACCUGGGGGCAAGUCAAGCCCUGGGCACAGCGCGCCCACCGCAUUGCCCCCAAUGAAAAGGGUCCAAUCCUUAAUACAGAGACACCCCCAGCAGAGGGGAGCUCCCACUCGGACCCCACCCCAGCGUUGCCUCCCCCUCCCCCCAGCCCCACUCACCCCCUACUCGGCGCUGCAGUAAAUUCCAGCUCUGCGAGA